Molecule: messenger RNA, 1644 nt
Organism: Aplosporella prunicola CBS 121167
Lineage: Eukaryota; Fungi; Ascomycota; Dothideomycetes; Botryosphaeriales; Aplosporellaceae
Exons: 4
Coding region: 1-1644 (547 amino acids)
Source: RefSeq, a predicted model, not a curated record
AUGCAGUCAAUACGAUAUACCUUUUCAUACCUCAGUACAUUACUCCUUUCAAUCCAUGUAUAUGCAAGUGGCGGUGCACCGCUGGCUGAUUUGGGCUACGUCCGCUAUACCGGCUUCACUAAUGAGACGGCGGGGAUAAAUUAUUUCAGAGGGAUUCCAUAUGCACAACCUCCAAUUGGUCAACUGCGCUGGCAAAAGCCACUGCCAAUCGAAGAAUUAAACAGCUUUGCCGGCCAAACGAUCAAUGCAUCUGCGCCAGCAAAAUUAUGCUACCAAGCACAGCCAUAUUCACUGUGGGUUGAUCAGCCAGGCAACCACAGUGAAGGCAACACGACAUAUUGGAAUGAGAACUAUCCACAGUCUGAGGGUUGCCUAGUCCUCAGCGUCCUGGCCCCGAGAUAUCCCGUAAAUAACUCACUCCCGGUCUUUGUUGCCAUUCAUGGAGGCGGAUAUACCCAGGGAUCUGGCCAUAUGAACUCACCCGGUGACGCAAUAGUGCAUAAAAGUAACGGCUCUAUCAUCUACGUCGAAAUACAAUACAGGCUCGGUAUCUUUGGCUUCCUCGCUGGCUCAAGCGUCAUGGAAGAUGGUGUUGCGAAUGCUGGUUUGCUCGAUCAGAGAGCUGCACUCAACUGGGUACAACGACAUAUCAGUGCAUUUGGGGGAGACCCGAACCGGGUCACUAUUUGGGGCGGUUCUGCCGGUGGUGGAAGUGUCAGCUUCCAGCUUAUGGCUGGUGGUGCGUUUGAUAAGCCACCGUUUUCUGCCGCCAUUGUAGAAUAUCCUUGGUGGCAGCCCCUUCCAAGCAUCAGCACCCAAGAAACGCAAUUUCACACAGUCCUCGACAUUGCCAAUUGUACCAGUCUCUCUUGCCUGCGCUCCCAACCCUCUUCUGUCCUACAAUUCGCCAAUCAACAUGCAAUGAACGUGUCCUACCCCUCCCCUGGCACUGGCUUUGGUACAUUCUAUUACGGCCCAGUCGUCGAUGGAUCUUUCAUACCUUACCUCCCAUCCGAAGCCCUCCGGCGCGGCCGCUUCUACACAGUCCCACUCCUUGUCGACCGUGACGCCGAUGAGGGUUACUACUUCUCGAACCUGUCCAUGAACAGCAUAUCCGCCGAAUUAACCGACGCGGCAUAUCUCUUCCCUUCUGCCGGUCGCACCUUCUUUAGCCGACUGCUCACGCUCUAUCCACGUGUAAAUUACGAUACAAUCUUCGCGCAGCGCGCUGCCUGGUUCGGCGAUACUGUCGUCAACUGCCCGACAGCGAGGCUCGCAGCUGCAUUUGUGGACCGCGGCGCCGCUGUGUUUAAGAUGGUCUUCGCGGCUGAUGGUGGAAGACACAGUGCCACUGGCGUGUUUUUGACAGAGGACAGCAUCGGAUUUCCGAAAGCUAAAAACGGGACGCUUGCGGAUAUCAUGUCGGACUAUUGGAUCAGCUUCGCUAAAGAGCAUGAUCCCAACGUCUUGAAGAAUGCGGCGGCACCGAUAUGGCCUUCUUAUGCGAGCGACGGAGAGGCUCUGGAUGGGGUGAAAUUUGAUGUUUUGCGUGUCGAGGACGAAAGGAUUGCGGUACAACAGGAUCCGGAUGCCGCAUCGAAUUGCGAUUUCCUUGCUGCGCAGAGCCAUGUCAUAAGAAACUGA